CACGCUGUGGAAGGUGUCCUAGUGUAGUACCCCUACACCUGUUCUUCAAUUUCCAGUGUGACUUCGUGUACCGGCUUGGAUUCUUCUGACUUGCAUUUGUGUUUCGCUCUCCACGCGUUUCUGGGACCACCGCACAGAAAAGGUCACGUGGGAGCCGCCACGCCCAUGACGUCGCCUGCACUUCCUGUGUGACGUACGGGAAGUUAGGCUUAUCGCUCAGCUGUGCGAGGAGGGGGCCGUGUGCCUCGAAAGUUUUUCUCGGCUGCCGUUCCCGACCACGAGUGCAAAUGAAGAGAUCCGGCCGUAGGAAGAAGAUGUCGGCUAAUUUGCCCGGCGAGUUCGCCAAGUUCGCCAAGAACAGCAAGUACUUGCGGCGGAUAUGGAGAGACACCAAAGCGUCGCUCGACGACAUCGCCAAGUGCGGCUAUUUCAGCGAAGACCAACUGGCCCAGCUGCGUCUGAAUGAGACAGAUGACCAGUUCAUCGGGAGCACAGUGACCCAGCCUGUUGCCCUGGUGGUUCUCGGCCACAGCUGCUGGGCCAAGGCACGGGUGGUCAACGAGCUGUUUGGCCAGUCGGUGCUGCCGGUCACCUCGCCUGUUGGGGACGAAAGCCAGCUCACCUGGAGAAUGGUUCGUUUCUCAGCGGGUAACCAGACAGAGAUUAGCCUGGCCUUGCCCAAUAGUUUCGAGCUGGUGGAGCAUUUGGCUGCCUAUGACCAACCCUGGAGGACCAUUCCACGGGCUGACCUUGAGGUCGAGGGCGAGGCACGCAAGGAUCCAGCCCUGAGCGCCGCUGCCCUGGAGAUCCGCAUGAAGCAUGCACUGCUUCGGGAUGAAGUGCAGGUUGUGGCCACGCCUUGCAACGACAGCCUUUCCUUUGAGCAGACCUAUCGGCGAGCCACUGAAGGCUGCACUCCGCUGCUGUUGUAUGCCUUCGCGGAGGAAGCCUUCACAGAGAAGGAACUGGCUGACCUCUAUGAACUGAAGCGAAUCGCUCCCAAAACGCCGGUGCUAUUUAUCCGGGCCAACUUGCCGGCCACGUCAGAGCUGACGGAAUCGGAGCAGCACGCUCGCAGUCUGCGUAAUGCAAGGCUUGCAGAGCAGGUUCAGCUGUGCACUGCCUAUGUUGAUGGCGAGAACAGUGGCAGCGAGGACAAACAGGCAGCGGAGACCCCCAUGCAGACCGAGGAGGAAGCCCCAAAGUCCGUGAUCACCCUGCCUGUGACGGCACAACAGCAGCUGUGCAACCUGGGCUUCCUCUCCAAGCACUUUCCAGAGAAACAGCGGCACCACGACCGGCGGAGGCCCAACAUGAGGUGCUCCAAUGGGUGCUCUCCCAGCUCCGAGCUCGUCGAGAACUUCGAUGACUUUGCCUGCAAUGUCUGCCUGUUCGUAAGGAGCGCUCUUCAGUCUCUGCUGGUGAGUGCUGCAUCGCUGCUCAACACCACGCACUUGCACUGCCUGCGAACGUUCAUCCUGACGGCGUUCGACAUGACACGGGACAUGAUGAUCACGCCCAAGCGGCUGGCAUAUGCGCGCAAGCAGGAGACGGGACUCUACCACGCGCUCAUGGAGGUGGCCAGCCACAAGCAGGAGGAGAUCCGGCAGCUCAUUGUGGGUGCCAUCGAGAACCUGCGCGGUGAGGUACUCCAGCGAGCGGCCGAGUACCACUUCGAAGGUGUCAUAGUGGAUGAAGGUGAGCAGGCUGCCCCACCAACAGCCAGCGUCCUCCAGAUGUGCACAUCCCAAAUUCAGGACCUCGUGCUGGGAAUGCUCAAUGCAGCCGUUGCCGAGAAGCUUGUCGGCUCUAUGAACUGCCUUCGUGAGAGCUUUGUGGGAACUCUGGAGAGGUGCCUAGCGAGUCUGGAAGGCGUCUGCAAAGAAGAUGACUGUAUGCAAGCCAGCAAUGCUCUCAAGCAAAUUCUCAAUGCGGCCUACCAGGUGGAGGUUACCGUGAAGACAAGCUCUUCGCUCCUCUGGGUCCUCUGGGAGAAAAUGAAGCAGCUUGUGCAGACACUACCAGGGCGUGCUCCACCACGGAUCGACGCGGAGUGGCGCCAGAGGGUGGCUGCGGAUAUGCUAGAGUCGCUGAGCGAGUGGCGGCUGGCGCGCUGCAUCUGUGCCCAGUUCCGUGAGCGACUGCGGUCCUCGCACGAGCAGUUUCAAGCUGCCAUGCGACAGCUGGAGGCCGUCCACUCCGGCCGCCUUGAGCGUACAGAGACGCAGAGGAUCAAGGUACGAAAACUGCAUGCACCGCGCCUGGCCCGCUGUGCUCUGGAGAGCACAUCUUUGCGGGACGAGAUCCUUUACGGGAUGCCUCAGCUAGGGCGUGAACUGGGCCGGGGCCAGUACGGCGUGGUGUAUUCGAGUGAACCCUGGGGUGGGCGGUCUCCAUGCGCUGUCAAGUCAGUGGUGCCGCCCGAUGACAAGCACUGGAAUGACCUGGCCAUGGAGUUUUUCUACACACGCAGUGUGCCCGACCAUGACCGCAUUGUACAGAUCCGGGGGUCUGUCAUCGACCACAACUACGCUGGCGGUACCACGCCCGCCGUGCUGCUUGUCAUGGACCGCAUGCAGCGGGACCUCUACACAGCCUUGCGAACAGGGCUCAACUGGCCAGCCAGGCUCAGGGUCGCGCUGGAUGUUGUUCAAGGCAUCCGGUUUCUUCACAGCCAAGGCCUCGUGCACAGAGACAUCAAACUCAAAAACGUCCUGCUGGACAGAGCGAACAGAGCAAAGCUGACAGACCUAGGCUUCUGCAAGCCGGAGGCGAUGAUGUCCGGCAGCAUCGUCGGCACUCCCAUCCACAUGGCUCCUGAGCUGUUCACGGGUCGCUACGACAACAGCGUUGACACGUACGCCUUUGGCAUCCUCUUCUGGUACAUCUGCGCGGGACACGUCAAGCUGCCCUACGUCUUUGAGCAGUGCCAGACCAAGGAUCAGCUGUGGUCCUGUGUCCGGAAAGGUGCUCGGCCCGAGCGGCUGCCCCAGUUUGACGAUGACUGCUGGCGGCUAAUGGAGCACUGCUGGGCCAGUGACCCCCAGCGGCGGCCGCUGCUCGGCGACGUGGAGCUUGUGCUCGAGGCCAUCUCGGAGCGACAGCAGCGGGAGGCCUCGGUCGCUGAGGAGACCCAGCAGCUCUCGGACAGCCUCUGCGCCAGCCAGCAGCAGCAGCAGAUGAGCGGCUAUGGCUACACACCCUGCCGGCCAAUCGUGCCCACCAAGGACAAAUGGAAAUGCAGAAAAAGUGCGGGGUUGCCGAACAUAACAUGCAUGCAGCGCCUUGUGGCUUGCGCUGCUGACAUCAUUGAGCAUUGUCGAAACUCUCGCAGCUUAUUUGUCGCAUCUUAACCACUGCAGGUAAAGCAAUAACCGGUGCGAAGCAUCUGCAUAUGCUCGCUAGCUUGCCAAACCUUGCACUCAUGAAUGCUUUCUCUUCUCAUUUCACUGCUUUUAGAGCCUGCUGCCUGUGUGCCUCGCAUUCAUGUUCUUGCUUGUUAUGUGGCAUGUCUAGUCUUGCAGAAGAUGCACGCGCGCUGGCCGAGCCAGUAUGACGUGAACCACCGUGCACGCUGCAUGUCUUGUGAUGGAAAGCCUUGUCUUCCUGUCGAGCUGGUGACGGGAAUUUUUGUACUUCCUGUUGCAUGCACUUCUGAAGGAAAGUCUGCAACUUCAUGUUGCAAGCAUUUCCAACAGAAAGUAACGCAGCUGCCUGUUGUAGUGAGCAUUUCUGAUGGAAAGUCUUGCGACUUUCUGUUGUUGCAAGCAUUUCUGAUGGAAUGUCCUGGAAACCUUGUUUUCUUUUUGCAAGAACUGCUAUUUGGGGGCCCCAACUAUUUGUGAAACCGGACCUGCACACUGAACGUAUUUGCGAUCACUCUGUUGAGUACUGCAGGCGUUCGUGCUGGCAACUGCAAGCCAUUUUGCAUACAUGUGCUUGACAAUGAGCUGGCAGCCAUAACAUGCUUCUUCAAUAAACCUUAAGCUGUUAUUCACUAAACUGUAAAGAAGCUAAGCAGCAAACACUAACAUAUUCAUGGGACUAACUUGGCGACCUAAACAGUACAAGUGGCUUGCGCUAAAAACCCAUUUUUUUGGUGUGGUGAGGACAUGUAACCCAAUCUUGCCAGCUCAUUCGAUUUGCACUGUACAAGUCAGUGGCCCUGAAGCUCUUGCAGCAGCCUUAUUGCAACUUUGCCUUAGCAAUUGACAUCUUUGCUCACUGGUAAACAUGCAACUACGAGCUGCUCAAAGAAACAAUCAUGUACACAAAUAUGACCAACUUUCAAGCAAAGCAAUGAAGCGCCAGAAGUUGCUCGUAGCUACAGAGGCGGCCCCCUUUUUGUAUACGACUGUGGGACACUGUGGUCAUUGUUAUAAGCAUGGUGAAUGCAUGGUUGCAUGUUGUUCACUGAACAAGUCAUUGCUCAAAGACCGCAUGUUACACACUUUUCAAGUAACCAGCCUGUGCAGUGGCCCAGGCGCACUGCUUGCUGGGAGAGACACUUGAAGUUACAUGCAGGUGUACCCAUUUAUUCUUUGCAGACGAGUACCUCCGAGAGGCAUCGAUGCAGUGACCGAAAGUGCGGACUUGUUUAUUGAAAUAUAUGCCCACCACAUGUGUUACUAGACGAGCCCACGUUGUUUCUUCUACCCUUUUUGUCUUUCUGUCGUUCUCUUUUAUUGUAUUUUAUUUUCCUAAUGUAUUUACUUGUAUGUUCAGCUAAAUUGACGCGAGCUUCCGCGCACACAAGCAGACACGUGGAACGUUUCUACCGCUACCACCCUGAUCAUGACGAAGCAGGUCUGCAUGAAAGUCCUGCUUUUUUUGUACAUAAGAUUAUUUUAUAUUUCAUGUACAUAAUGUAAUAAAAAAAGUUAGUGUAGUUGUGUAUGUGUUUCGUGUUCCUGGUUUUAAGUACUAAUGAUGUGCAAUCUGUUAAUAGCACAUGUGGAAUAGUGGAAAAAUGUGCACAAAAUAAAGCAUUUUGAACAUGUU
Messenger RNA from Dermacentor silvarum, 5001 nucleotides. Its product is annotated as dual serine/threonine and tyrosine protein kinase. Gene Ontology annotation, molecular function: ATP binding; protein kinase activity. The record is from RefSeq and is a predicted model, not a curated record. NCBI's taxonomy places the organism in Eukaryota, Metazoa, Arthropoda, Arachnida, Ixodida, Ixodidae. The transcript has 17 exons. The coding region runs from base 288 to 3353 and encodes 1021 amino acids. Gene Ontology annotation, biological process: protein phosphorylation.